This is a messenger RNA of Pangasianodon hypophthalmus (striped catfish), 7209 nucleotides long. RefSeq names its product sema domain, immunoglobulin domain (Ig), transmembrane domain (TM) and short cytoplasmic domain, (semaphorin) 4Ab (gene sema4ab). The transcript is spliced from 15 exons. The record is from RefSeq and is a predicted model, not a curated record. NCBI's taxonomy places the organism in Eukaryota, Metazoa, Chordata, Actinopteri, Siluriformes, Pangasiidae. The coding region runs from base 1869 to 4316 and encodes 815 amino acids. Gene Ontology annotation, biological process: axon guidance; neural crest cell migration; positive regulation of cell migration. Gene Ontology annotation, molecular function: chemorepellent activity; semaphorin receptor binding.
GUGUUAAGACUAACGUGGUACAAAAGGUAGCAGAAGCUACUGAUGACCCUCCAGCCUGACAGCAGCGUUUUCCUCUGAUCGCUAUCAAGAAACGGUUCACGACUCAAAACUUCAGCAUGAUGUCUCGGGACCGAAACAACAAACAGCUGUAAAUCCUCUUUGUCCCGAAAUGCCUAAUGAUCUAAUGUGUCCUAAGGCGAGUGAAACGCAGCAUUCAGGAGGAGUUUGUCGACGCAGGCCACUUUUUUUUUUUUUUUUUGGCCGCAUUUGUGCUGCUGAGAAAGUCCAGAGGCGAACAGAUGUUGAAGAGUUGCAUGAUCUUCUCAACAUCCCAUAAUGCUCAGAGUUCCAAGAAACGCAGCGGACUGAAGUGUCCCUCUGGCUUUUAAAAAUGACGGCCUUCAGAGCUUCAUGCUCUCAUUCUUUCACAGGAGGACACGUGACCUCGUUAUUAAGACUAACUUCAGACAGAAUGCUUCUGUCUGUUUUGUUAUAAAACCCUUCAGCUGUGUUUAAUCUCUACUGUCAUAGCACAUUACACUGCUACCUGUGCUGUCACUCUGGGCACAUCUGUAACUUUAUCAUACACAGCGACUGUGAAACACACAGAAGGACACAGCACUGCUGACUAGAACUAAACCAAACAACAUCCAUUUUUUUGGUUAAGCAUCGCUGCACACUUCAUUUCUUUAUGCUCCCUUUUUCACAGCCAUGCUCUCUUUCAGCUUAUAACAACAACAUGAUAAAUACUGACAGUGAACGAGAUUUCUGAGAACAACUUUUCAUUAAAAUCUCUUUCACUGUCAGUGUAUGGAUUUGAAAUUUUUCAUGAUAUAACCUAGUCUAAAAUUAGGUCAUGAAAAUUUCAAAUCCAUGCGCUCCUAGUCUGCGUUACGGGUGAGCAUUUUGCCAAGCGUAUCACAUCACGUUCGGCCCUUGUCAAAGUCGCUCACGUCCUUACACUUGCCCAUUUUUCCUGCGUCCAACACAUCAACUUCGAGAACUGACUGUUCAGUUGCUGCCUAAUACUGUAUAUCCCAGCCCUUAACAGGUGCUAUUGUAACGAGAUAAUCAACAUUAUUCACUUCCUGUCAGUGGGUUUAAUGUUAUGACUGAUCAGUGUGUAGUGUUGUGUAUAAUAUUGUUCAGCUCUAAUCUGUACACUCAGGAUCGAUCAUCCUUAAUAAAAAGGUGUCCAUUAAUACAGGUAAACUUAUUGUACUGGUAUUUUAUAUUUAAUGCAAUAUUGUGAUAUGAUAAUAAACCACAAUCCAAAGUGGUUUUACAUUAUGGCGAUGUAAAAUGGAAUUAUGGCACAACUUGCGUCUGUGUCUGUUUAUUGUCAGAGAGCUUUAUAUAGUACACGUGGAUGAGACAAUGCAGAGUAAUAAAGGCUUUAUGAAGUCACGUAACAGUGUUAGAGUUGUUAGUCUGAUCAGAAAUCAACACAAAGAGCUGUCAGAGCUGAAGAAUAAACAGCUUUUAGUCCUAGUCAGUCCUGAUCGGAGUGAUUUUCCUGUUCCUUGUAAACACACCUAAAACCUGUAUAUGUGUGUGUGUGUGUGUGUGUGUGUGCGCAAGGAUAUCUGGAUGCUCUGGUACUUUAUAGUCAGACACACACACGGAGCUGAGUGAGCUAUGAGCGCAGAGAGAUGUUUCCACAGGUUUUUUUUUUCCCCCCGAAAUCAUUCUCCCUGGACGUAAUCCUCACGCAGAUGACAUGACGAUGCUGAGUUCCUGUGGGCCGUGGAAACGGCGUGCGAGCUCGUAUUGGACAGUUGCAGAACGAAAAGGCAGCACGAAGCCGAACGCUCUCAGAUAGUGUGUCUGUUCGUCCUCGUCCUCGUCCUCGUCCACCUCCAGUCAGAAUGGCAUCUCUACAGCCACGGUUCCUCACUCUUCCCCUCAUCUUCAUCAUCAUCAUCAUCAGCAGCGGUCACGCUAACGCCGUCCCCCGUGUCACAUUUCCUCUCGAGAGCCCUGGUCGACCUUUUACGCUCUUCACUCUUCCUGAUGUUUAUAACACCACCACACUCCUGCUGAGCGACGAUGAGGAGACACUGUUCGUGGGAGCGAGAGACGCCGUUCUCUCCCUCAAUAUUAGCAAGGCAGGAAGCCUGCAGCUCAGCAAGAAGAUCGACUGGUCACCCACGGAGAACGAUCUGAGAGACUGCACCAUGAAGGGCACGACUGAGACGGACUGUCCAAACUUUGUGCGAGUGCUGCAGGUUCUGAACUCCACACACAUGUUCGCGUGUGGAACGUUUGCCUUCAGUCCUCGCUGCAGCUACAUCAGCUCUGAGCAGUUCUCUCUGGCCGCGAGUCCCAGCGGUAAAACCGAGGAGGGCCGAGGUCGCUGCCCUUACAACCCCUACCACAAAAACACAGCCAUUACUGUGGGUGGAGAACUGUACACCGCCACAGUAGCAGACUACAGAGGGAAUCGUCCCGUCAUCUCUCGUCACCUGAGUGAAGGUGACCAUGUGGAUAUGAAGCUGGACGAUACCGCGGGCUGGCUAGAAGAUCCCACCUUCAUCAGCUCCACGUACAUCCCGAGUGAGGAAAAGGUUUAUUUCUUCUUCAGCGAGAUGGGUCGAGAGUACGACUUCAUCGACAAGUUCACCGUGUCUCGCGUCGCUCAGGUUUGCACGAGCGAUGUAGGGGGACAGCGGACUCUGCAGCGACGAUGGACCACCUUCACUAAAGCGCAGCUUCUGUGUCAGGCCAGAGAUGAACUGCCCUAUAACGUCCUGCAGGACAUCACCACGCUGCGGCCAUCAGAGGGCGCCAGCGAGGACGACACGCUCUUCUACGGCAUCUUCAGCUCGCAGUGGUCCGUCAACUCCGGUCGCUCAGCGGUGUGUGUGUUCAGCCUCAGAGCCAUUAAAGCCGUGUUUGCCGGAAACUACAAAGUGCUGAACAGGGACACGCUGAAAUGGAGCUCACGCAUGCAGGAGAAGAUCGCUAAUCCUGGAGAGUGUGGUCUUCAUAACGCCUCAGAUAACGCGCUCCGCUUCGUCAAGGAGAACUUCCUGGCUGAUAAGAGCGUGUCUCCAGCCAAUCAAGGGCUGACGUUAGUGUCACCUGACCAGCGCUACAGCAACAUCGCGGCUCAGAGAGUGAAGGGAGCUCAUGGGAGAGAAUACACCGUCCUGUACCUGCUCACAGAAAGCGGCUACCUGCACAAAGCCGUGCUGUUGGAGGGCAGAGCUCACAUCAUCGAGGAGAUCCAGGUGUUGAGGCAGCCUCAGCGCGUCAAGAACCUCCUGCUCUCCGUCUCAAAGGGCGCAGUGUUAGUUGGCUCCUCAGAGGGAGUCGCCUCUGUUCCUGUCUCGAACUGCUCACACUACUGGAGCUGUGGUGAGUGUGUGUUAGCCAGAGAUCCUUUCUGUGCCUGGGACCCAACACGGCGAGUGUGUGCUCGCGUCUCCUCUAUCAAAGACCAGGCUGGUCAGGAUGUAGAUGGAGGAAACGUGUCGAAAGUGUGUAACACCUUCACCACGCUGGUUCCCAGAGGACGUGGUUCCAUCGUGACCGGUGCUCCCCCCAGGGUGCUGGUUUCGGUGUUUCUGAAAGAGGUGGUGCGUCUUCGGUGCGUUCUGUCGUCACAGCUGGCGCAGCUGCGCUGGGAGCGACCCGGAGGUGAGCUCUCACCAGACAUCUACAUGCAGGAGGAUCGCGGCAACCUCAGCUUCCUGGCCACGCCCACAACGCUGGGCACCUACACGUGUCAGGCCGUAGAGAACGGCUUCACCCAGACGCUUGUCGUUUACGAGGUCCGACAGAAGGAUGACUUCACCCUUCGGCCCACCUCCAAGUCCCCCACCCGCAUCCCUGAGCCUGGAAGAGAGACCACGACUCGGCCGAAGAUCGAGACGACGCCUAACGCUAUAGAGAAGAAACCCACAAUGGAGAAAACGCAGAAGCCAACUCUGAGCGCUACCGUGAGCCCCGUCAGCCCGAACGCCACUCACGCUCCUGCUGAUGGCUCGACCAACAUGCCGCAGCUGGAGACCAGGACGAGCUACCUGAAGGAGCUGGUGGCUGUCUCGGUGCUGUUAGUGAUUUGUAUUUGUGCGUUGCUCUUGGUGGCGGCGUACAGUCUGAGGAAGAGCUAUCGCAGCAGGACGGUGCCGCGUUUACCCUCGUUACACAGAGACCCAGGAACGACAGAGGGAGGUACACAUCAGGAGAGGGAGGCACUAAGGGGGAAUUCACCUCAACUGGAUAAACACAACGGCCAGAAAUCUCCAAACACGCCAAGCAACGGCGUAUCAAACGGCUCCAACGGCCACCUACCCAACAUUCCUAUCUGAGCACCAAACGCAGAACUUUUACUGCCUUUACUGACAAAUCAGAGCUAUAGCCUUUUAUGUCACCUGCUUCUGAGCCGGUACAGAGCUACUCCAGUCUGCUUCUGUCAUGUUUCUUAACAGCGUAAUGAUUCUCUCAUCAGCUCAAGAGCGAAAUGUAGUUCAGACUAGAGGUGGAAUACUAUGAAAAAUUUAGGGAUUCAAGGGUUUCAUCAGAAGAACGAAACAAAACGUAAGCUGGAAGCGAAUGAUAUCUGAAGAUCGCGAGUUCGAAUCCUGACCAUGCCACAGCCAUCCCUGGUUCAUAUUAAUGCUCUCGUUCCAACACGUUAACGUUUCUAUAGUAACAACUUACACAACGCCUUGUACGGCUGAUGCUCCACAUAAUCUAAUACUAACAAAGGGUUUUGUUUUUUCUUCAAAUUGGCGUUAUUUAAUAACGAAAGCAUAUAAACGUCGCUCUGGUGAAGCUUUCUGUAAGGAGAUGUUUAUUUAACGUUUAUGAAAGAAGACUUGAGUCGGUGUCAGUGCUUUAAGAUAAAUCUGGAAUUUUACAUUUUUCACCGUGAGGGAAGUCUUCAGGACGGACGAGUUUGAGCUUUGCAGUUUCUCAGUAAUGUUUUUAGCUUUAAGAGUGAGAAAUGUGAGCCUGGUGAAGGAACGAGUCUUUAUAGCUGCUAUAAUGUAAUUGAUAACAGGAACUAACUUUUUGCGGACAUUCCACAACGUCAAACAUAACUAUAAACGGAUAAAAAAAAGUGUGUUGAGCCGCAUCACAGCAGCAGUAGUUGUUUUUUUCCUAUAACGGUACAUCCUGUGGUGUUGAUUCCUAUUUUUUCUUAUCAGUUCAGGAAUAUUAUGUUUGGAAACUUUUGCUCAGAACAAACUGUUUUUGUUUGUUUAAAGUUUCUUCUCAUUUUUAAUGGCUGGUUUUUGGUACGUCGCAGCUUGACUGUUGUCUGGUUGUGAUGUAGCUACUCUGCUAGUCUCUGCUCCUUUCAGCACCUUUAGGGGAAAAAAAAUGUACAAGCAAUACUGCUCUGAAAACAUGAACGAGGAUGUAAAAUGCCUCCAAAUGCAGUUUCUAUCCCAGUCGCACAGGAUGAGCGAGCAGGCAAGAGAAAGGAUUCAGAAAAAUCCAUGAAAAAUGCCAAUUUUAAGUAUUUAAGUAAAUUAUUUAGUGGAGGUUUAAAAGUGGACUUGUUAAGAGGAUUGCGCUGAGCUUUCACUAUUUCACCCAAAUGAUCUACAUUUUCUUAGAAAGUGGCCUGCUCUGUUUUUUAACGCUCUUGUAGCAUGUUUCAGGAGAAUUGUUCGUUGUCAUCGUCGUCUUUAGUAGCACAGCGAAUUUAUAACGCUGAAACUAUUCCUAUUUCAGCUAUUACGUUGCUAAUUAACGCUGAUUGAUCUCAUUUGUACUUAAGUUAAUCUGCACUUUCUUAUACUACGGUAAAGUUAUAGUAGUAGCUAGGUGAAAAGGACGGUCAUGUGGUACAUACUGAAGACGAGGAGCUCAUUAUUAAGCACGCAACCUCACGACUCGUAAGGAUCCGCACUUUUUCCUGUGAAUAUUUCUCUGCUCUGUACAAACAUGGCACAUAGUUCGAGUGAAUGUUUUACCGUGAAAUGCCGAUUUGCAAACACGAGACAUUGUGAAUAUUUCUCAAGGUACGCUUCUUUCGUACAAAGCCACUUCAGCUCGUAAAAAGCUCAAACACGCAAACUGACGAUCAGCUGAUUUUCAGUCUCACUUCCAGGAUUCAAGUGGAGUUGAAAAUGAAAUCUGAUAUUAUAGUUACUGCAGUAUUUUUUUUAAUAAUAAGUUGAUAAUAAACCUGUAGCUUAUAGACAAAGUGCUUUAUUUUUAUGUAAAGUGACUGCAGGUUCCUGUGCUGGAUUUAGAUUUCGCAGUAUUGGUUUUUAAUUAUUAUUAUUAUUAAAUUUUUUAUUUUUUUGUCAGUUUAACUAACAUCUAUCUGUAUAAAGUAAUGUAUCAUUAAUAUUGUGAUAAAAGCUCAGUACAUACAACACAAUCAGCAGAUUUAAAUCCUUUUUAUUUGCUUUUUUCUUUCUGGUCUGUGUUAAAUAGCUAAUAAAUAUGCUGCUGUUGGCACUUUGGUAGCAAACCUACAAGUAAAUAUUGUACACUGCCUCUCAGUGGUGUGACUGUCUCAACAUCGGGAGAUCGCGGAGAGUGUGAUUAAAGGUUUAUAUAUGUGGACUUAAGUUAAUCUGCACCUUUUUUUUAAAUACUUGAGCUGUAAAUGAAUCAAUACAGUGACAGAUUCUGGGCUGUGCGAUCCUUUUGGCGUGUAAGGGAAUAUGAACGUGUUUGAAAUAAGGGUACUGUUGAAUGUUUUUACGGCUAAUUCACCUUCUUCUAGUUAAACAGAAUGAUAACUGCCAGACCUUUUUAUCCUGGUUUAUGAUGCUAUCACAUUAUUUUACUGGUAAAGACUGAUAUGUUUACCUUGAGCUGUUUUUAUUGUGCAGCAUCUCAUGUGAUCACAAGUACGGAUGUGUGUUUAUACAUGACGAGAUGAUGAUGAUGAUGAUGAUGAUGCCUUCAGAUUUGUCCACUGUAAGGAGCUUUAAAGGACAAACCGUCAUUCUGAACGAGACAGACUUUAUCUCCGGAGCACCAGCACUGCCCUAACACACCGUCUCCCUGUGCAGCGUGGAAUAUGAAAUGUCCAUGGUGACAGUGUGCGAUUAUUUUUGUGGAAUAUUUUAUAACUGAGUAUUGGCACAUGCUUAGUUCUGUUAGUCUGAUCUGGAUCCUCACAUGUGGACUGUGAUUUGCCAAACUUUGUACUCAUGUGAAACUGGAGGCAUUUUAACAUAUAUAUAUAUAUAUAUAUAUAUACACACACACACACACACACACACACACACA